Messenger RNA from Sphaerodactylus townsendi, 2138 nucleotides. RefSeq names its product fibronectin type III and ankyrin repeat domains 1 (gene FANK1). Gene Ontology annotation, molecular function: protein binding. The transcript is spliced from 11 exons. The coding region runs from base 115 to 1221 and encodes 368 amino acids. The record is from RefSeq and is a predicted model, not a curated record. Gene Ontology annotation, biological process: regulation of apoptotic process. NCBI's taxonomy places the organism in Eukaryota, Metazoa, Chordata, Lepidosauria, Squamata, Sphaerodactylidae. Gene Ontology annotation, cellular component: nucleus.
GAAAAGGCGUUGUUAGGGGCGGCGAGGUCUGUGCUCUCGCCUCUAUCUCCGCCCUUCCGCGCGACCUUUUGAGUCCUCAGUUCUAACCUUGCCUGGCUGGGCCGUUACGUUGCUAUGGCAACGGGACUCUUGGAGUGGCGUCGAAAGCGAGAAGCGCUCAUGGAGCCGGGUGUAGAAAAACGUACCAUCUUAAAACCACAUCCUCCAGUUGUAGGCCAUGUGAGUCAUCACAACAUUGAGCUAAAUUGGGACUUUGAAGGACAAAGAAAAGGACCCCAAGAGCAAUGGAUAAAGUUUUCUGUUGAAGAAGAAGAUCCCAAGUUACGCACAUAUGGAAUAAUUUAUACGGGUUAUGCUCGACAGCAUGUUGUGGAAGGACUUGAACCCAGAACUACGUACAGAUUUCGACUUAAAGUGACAGAUCCUGCAGGGGAUUCUGCUUACAGUUCACCAAUUUGUGUAACUACAACACGAGAACCAAUGAGUGGGGCCCACCUCCAUCGUGCUGUGAGCAUGAAUGAUGUGAAUGCAGUUCUUCAUAUUCUUCAAGAAAAAAAUGUGGUGGUGGAUACACUUAAUAAAUUAGGAUUUACAGCCUUGAUGGUUGCUUCACAAAAAGGAUUUACAAGACUCGUUGAAAUUUUGGUAGCGAACGGAGCAGAGGUAAACAAGAAGAAUAGCAGUGGGAAAGACAGUUUAAUGAUAGCUUGUUUCUCUGGUCACCUGGAUAUUGUUCAGUACCUCAGAUCCCAAGGAGCUUCUUGGGAAUCGAAAGACCUUGGGGGUUGCACAGCUAUGCACUGGGCAGCUGAUGGAGGACACUUUGAUGUUGUUCAAUGGAUGAUUGAAGAUGGUUGCAAGGUUGAUGUUAAAGACACGGGACUUGAAUGGACUCCACUGAUGAGAGUAUGUGCAAUAAGUGGGAAGAGUGAUGUGGCCACUCUGUUAAUAGAAGCUGGGGCAGAUGUGAAUUUGAAAGAUAAGGAUGGCAAGACACCUUUAAUGGUGGCAGUAUUAAACAACCAUGAAGAGGUAGUUCAAACACUGCUAGAGAAAGGGGCAGAUAUUUCAGUUAAAACUGAGUUUGGCAAAGGUGUCAUGGAAAUGGCUAGAAGUUUAAAUAGAAUGAGUCUGAUUGCAUUGAUAGAAGCAAGCAAAUUAAGGAUACUAACUGAGCCUCCUGAAUCCUCUGAUGCAAAGUUACCUGAUGAAAAACAAUGAACCCCUCAUCUUCUGACCAGGGUGGUGAGGACCAUGAGGACUACAUUCUGAUUGCUUUCCCUUUUACCUUUUUGACUGUUGACUAUUGGAUACCUGUAUUAAAAUGUCAGUUCCUUCUUCAUCUCCAGCAUGUUCUCUGGAGUUUUGAUCUACCGGAGUGUUUAUUUCACAACUUUAUUCCUUUUUUAAUGUUUUAUAUCCCUUUUGUUCUGAGUACAAUGUAAGAGAGUCUUUUAGAGCAAAACAAGAUACAGAGAGAAUUGGGAUAAGAAAAAAAUGACUAUUAUUUGGACUUUGAGCUCCAUCCUGUAGACUGCCAGGGUGGCCUGACUUCCUAAGGCUAAUGUACUUUGCCCUUGUACUUAGGUUUCCCCUUAUAUUUAGGGGAAAAUGAAGCAGACUUGGUUUUUUCAGGAGCCUUAAAAUGCUUCAUUUACAUAUCUUUUCAUAUUCAGGUGCAGGAGCCCAUGUACCCAUUCCCGUUACUCACCCUAAAAGGAAUCCAAUCACCCACAGUUGGUCAGUUCAGGCUAAAGUUCUCCCAUCUGUGGCACCGUCAAUAAGAAGCCAAGCUUAGCCUAGAGAAAUACCUUCAGACAAAUCCAAAGCUAGCAAAUGGUUUUCUUCCCAACUCUUUAUUACAUUCUCAUGCUAAUUCUUAAGUUGCUUUUCCACUUGCCCCAUCCUAUUUGUCACCUAAAUAUUUCCUGUCCUCACUCCUGGGCUAAUCAGCUUCCAUGAUAACACAUUCCUUAAUCAAGAUUUUGCACAUUUCCUUAACUUGCACACCAUUCAAUUAAAUAACGUACUUUGGCUGUUUCCGCAUGGGUGGAGCGAGGUUUUUCAAAGGUGUCUUCCACCUGCUGCCAUGCGAAUGGCAGCAGGUGGAAGGCGCCAUUCCCCCCGCCUUCCCCGAA